GUACACAAUCAUGUGUUAUGUGUCGAUUUCUUUCAUGACAUGCAAAGUCACGUAACGAGUUGCUUUGACCGUUGUGGCUAAUGUUGCCACUGACCAGCCUUGAAGUACUUCGUGUUGGCCGUAGUUGAGCAGACAUAGAGAAACGCGAUGAGAUUAAAACUUUGUGCAAACCAAGACAUGGCAUUCAAUGGCACUAAAUGAGGUGGUUCGUAGAGGCUAAAAGGAAUCCUAUAGCAGCAAAAAUUGAAUCACCGUUUGAUCUCAAUCAGAAGGUGAUCAUAACAGUUAAGAGCCAGAUCACUCUAGUGUGGUCCAUUGAACAAGAAUAUAUAUUUGCAAGCUAAGACUAGACAUAUCUCCAACAACUCAUUUGAGAAUAACAUCAUGGAGAAGAGGCCUUGUACUCUUGCCGUUGUUCCACUAAUGCUGCUGCUUUUGUGGCCGACUGUGUUCCCAGAAGUACUGGCUUGUCCGACUACCGGCGGUGGAUGUAAAAGAUGUCCGGCUAAAGGCGGUGAAUGUAGAAGCUGUAUCGUUAAUCAGAUGAAGUUCGUCUGCCCAAGGUGCGUGCCAAUUCUACGAUGCAUGGCUCGAUGCUUAUGGGGAGGCAGCUCAAGAAUGAACUGCGUUAAAAAGUGUGAUUGUGGUGGCGGCAACCCAAAACUUUCUGAUUGCAAGAAGUGCAUGGCACGCUGCAAGUGUAGCUGCAUAUCAUACUAGAUGAACUCCAAGCUUGUUUCACUCUAGAUCAUAAGGUCGAAAUCUUUUUAUGUCUUAUGAAGUUCUAAUAUCUAUUUGCAUGUCAAUCUUAAGAUCGAAACCGUGAAACUAGUCCCAAAUACUAACAUCACCAUCUGUAUAACUGUGUUCAAUGUUGAAAUGGUUUGCGGCCUCCUAGCCUAGCUUAGAAUUGUGAGCCGGUAACUAGUUUUUUUUUUUUUUGGUCUGAUCCGAUAACUAAGUAGGUGAUUGAUUUUUGAGCGAAUCCCUUGUGCAUUUCAACGAAGUCGCACCAAACACACCACACUCGAUAAAAAUGUUGGUUUGUAUAUUUCGGUGAAGUCGCGCUAGAAUGAUACACCACCCAAUAGAGGUGACAAUUUUAUAAAUGAUCAGUGAAGUCACACUAAACGCACACCACUGUAUCAAGUUUGAUCGUGCAUUUUG
Rosa chinensis is the source of this 1167-nucleotide messenger RNA. RefSeq lists its product as uncharacterized. The coding region runs from base 385 to 720 and encodes 111 amino acids. NCBI's taxonomy places the organism in Eukaryota, Viridiplantae, Streptophyta, Magnoliopsida, Rosales, Rosaceae. The transcript has a single exon. The record is from RefSeq and is a predicted model, not a curated record.